This is a messenger RNA of Gadus morhua (Atlantic cod), 4460 nucleotides long. RefSeq names its product ATPase cation transporting 13A2 (gene atp13a2). The record is from RefSeq and is a predicted model, not a curated record. Lineage: Eukaryota; Metazoa; Chordata; Actinopteri; Gadiformes; Gadidae. Gene Ontology annotation, biological process: regulation of autophagosome size; polyamine transmembrane transport; regulation of mitochondrion organization. Gene Ontology annotation, cellular component: late endosome membrane. The transcript is spliced from 29 exons. Gene Ontology annotation, molecular function: polyamine transmembrane transporter activity; ATPase-coupled monoatomic cation transmembrane transporter activity; ATP binding. Bases 296 to 3766 code for a protein of 1156 amino acids.
UGAACAGUAGCCUGCACUUUAUGUACCGACAUGUGUGAUGUGUUAUCUAUUACAUAUUAUUUAACAGCCUGGCAGAUCAACGUGGAGCUGAGAUUGUUAAAAACAACAGGAAUUAUUGAUGCGCGUUUUAAGCCUGCGCUGUUUGACCUUGGUAGUAUCCGUAGUAAUUGAUAGACUCACAAGAGAGGCGUCUAGCAGAACAGAGCCUCUGUUGGAGCACAUCAUGGCUGGUAUUUUCUUCAAACCAUGUCAUAUUGCUACUGUCUGUUAUUUAAAGACUUACUGACACUAAGUGAUGGCCUUGCGUGGUUCUGUGGCGGAGCUACCGGGGGUUGGGCAUCCCUCUCCCGGCUGGAAAUCUCCCCUCGUCCCGCCAGACUCCCAGAUGGAUGUCCAGGGGUACCGCUGGGUGGGCUGGCGUGUGUGGCUCUGCCGCUUGGGAGCUGUGCUGUCACUAGGCCUCCUGCUGCUGCUGUUUACCUGGCGCCCCCGGUUCGCUGUCAUGGCCCGGUGCUCUCCCUGCCCUCUGUCCUUGGCUCACGUCCUGCUUCUGAGGGACAGUUUGGGACAUAAUUACGUGGUCCAAGUCCUCACAGAGGAGGUUGAGGAUGGAAGCUCGGAGCUGGUGGAAGAGGUGGAGGAGAACCGGGAAUGGAGAGAUACGGUCCAGCUCCACAAUGAGCAGAAAUCUCUGCUGCGCUUCUAUCAGUUCGAGGGCCUACGCUAUAUCUGGCUGCCCAGGAAAGGUGCCUUCUGUCCAGUCAGUGUCCUCAAUGAGGAAUGGACGUGUAGCGACCUGUAUCGCUUCCAAAGCGGCCUGAGUCCCCUGGAGCAGAACUCCAGGCAACAGGUCUAUGGACCAAACCUGAUUACUGUGCCUGUUAAGUCCUAUAUGAGUUUACUGGUUGACGAGAUCCUCAAUCCCUUUUAUAUCUUUCAAGUGUUCAGCAUCGCCUUGUGGAUGGCCGAUAACUACUAUUAUUAUGCCGCCUGUAUCCUCGUCAUCUCUCUCCUGUCCAUCAGCAUCUCGCUGUACGAAACACGCAAGCAAAGUGUCACUCUGCGCAAAAUGGCCCAGCUGAUCACGACUGUUAAAGUACGCAGGAGCACCGGAGACGUGUUUUUGAGCUCAGAGGAGCUGGUCCCAGGGGACUGCCUGCUCAUCCCGCCAGAAGGCCUGCUGCUGCCCUGCGACGCCGCCCUGCUGGCCGGGGAGUGCAUGGUCAACGAGAGCAUGCUCACAGGCGAGAGCGUCCCUGUUCUGAAGACCCCGCUGCCGACGGGGGACUCCCGGUUCAGUUCAGAGGGCCAUCGCAGACAUACGCUCUUCUGCGGCACGCAACUCAUCCAGGCCAGGGGCGGGGCCGUGGCUGUGGUCACCAGCACAGGGUUUUUCACUGCUAAAGGAGACCUGAUAAGCUCCAUCCUCUACCCUCAGCCCAUCAACUUCCGCUUCUAUCAAGACGCCACCAAGUUCCUCCUCCUCCUGGGUGGCGUGGCUGUCCUUGGGACCAUCUACAGCGUUGUGGUGCUCAGCAUGUCCAACGUAACGUGGGGCGAGCUCGUGAUCAGGACCUUGGACGUGGUGACCAUCGUGGUGCCCCCCGCCCUGCCCGCUGCCAUCACCACGGGAACCAUCUACGCACAGCGCCGGCUCAAGCGCCAGGGCGUCUUCUGCAUCAGCCCGCCCCGAAUCAACGUCUGUGGCAAGGUGUCGCUCUUCUGCUUCGACAAGACAGGAACCCUGACCGAGGAGGGUCUGGACAUGUGGGGGGUGAUGGAAGCCCACCAGAAGGGCUUCUCUGAGCUGGUCCCAGACCCCAGGCUCCUGGCCCCCGGGCCUCUGCUCACGGCCCUGGCCUGCUGUCACAGCGUGGCCCUGCUGGAUGGCCAGGCGUACGGGGACCCCCUGGAGCUGAAGAUGAUGGAGUCCACUGGCUGGGAGCUGAUAGAGCCGUCCGUCAAUGGUCAUGCGUUGGACUCAGAGUUCGGAGGUCACAAGGUUCUGUCCGUCAUGAGGCCUCCUGCUGGGACUCCCUUCUCCGAGAGAACUCCUCACACAGAGAGCGUGGCCGUCGUGCGCCGCUUCCCCUUUUCCUCGUCGCUGCAGAGGAUGAGCGUGGUGGCGGCGCCCCCUGGUGGCCGGCCGGCGAUAGCCAUCAUCAAGGGCUCCCCGGAGAUGGUGACCAGCCUCUGUCUGGCAGACACGGUGCCCCCGCAGUUCUCCGGUGUCUUAGAUGACUUUGCCAGCAGAGGCUUCAGGGUGCUGGCUCUGGGCUACAAAGUGAUGGGCAGCGACACGGAGCUGGGGACGAUUGAACGAGAGGCGGUCGAAAGAGACAUGCGUUUCCUGGGCCUCUUCCUCAUGAGGAACCUGGUGAAGCCUGAGACGGCCGGGGUGAUCCAAACCCUGAGACAGGCCCAGCUCCGCACCGUCAUGGUCACCGGGGACAACAUCUUGACGGCGGUCAACGUCUCCAGGAGCUGUGGGAUGGUGGGCUCUGAGGACCGGGUGAUCUUCGUCCAGGCGUCUCCCCCUGACGGCCAGCUCCCUCCCACCCUCAGCUUCCACCAGGAGGACAGAGGUGCCUCUGGUACGCACGGCUCCACUGAGGUCCACACCUGGGGCUUGUACCAGAGUGGGGUCAGCUACCACCUCGCCGUCAAUGGGAAGUCCUUCUCCGCCAUCUGUGACCACUUUCCUGAGUAUCUCCCGAAGGUGCUGAUGCGGGCCACGGUGUAUGCCCGCAUGGCCCCGGACCAGAAGACCCAGCUAGUGAAGGAGCUGCAGAAACUCAACUACCGCGUGGGGAUGUGUGGGGACGGGGCCAACGACUGUGGGGCCCUCAGGGCCUCUGACGUCGGCGUGUCGCUCUCUGAGGCCGAGGCCUCUGUGGCCUCACCUUUCACCUCCAAGGUCAACAACAUCAGCUGUGUGCCUCUGCUCAUCAGAGAGGGUCGCUGUUCUCUGGUCACCUCCUUCAGCCUGUUCAGAUACAUGGCCCUGUACAGCCUCAUCCAGUUCAGCUCUGUGCUCAUCCUCUACACGGUGAAGACCAACCUGGGCGACUGGCAGUUCCUGUUCUUUGACCUGUUCCUGGUGACCCUGCUGGCCAUAGUGAUGGGUCGAGGGGGUCCCAGCGAGGAGUUGCACCCCCGCAGACCCCCGGCCAGCCUGAUCGCCCUGCCCAUCCUGGGGGGCAUGUUCCUGCACACGCUGUUCAACAUCCUGGGGCAGACGGGGGCUCUGCUCAUCACCGCCUCCCAGGACUGGUUUGUUCAGCUCAACUCCACAGAGUCCGGUGCCGCCAACCUCCCCAACAUGGAGGAGACGAGUGUCUUCGCCCUGUCCGGGUACCAGUACAUCAUCAUGGCCGUGGUGGUCACCAAGGGCUACCCGUACAAGAAGCCUCUGUACCACAACUUCCUCUUCCUGGGCCUGCUGCUGAUCUUCUUGGGCGUGAUGACCUGGCUGGUGCUCUACCCCGGCCCGGUCUUCGCCAAGCUGCUCCAGCUCUAUACCUACCCUGAUAUGACCUUAAACAUGCUGCUGGUGUCCCUGGCAGCCCUCAACUUCCUCACCUGCUUCCUAAUGGAGGUGCUGAUCGACCAGGGCCUGCUGAACUGUCUGCGUUGUGUGCACAGGAAGCGCAUGUCUAAGAAGCAGUACAAGCGGCUGGACGUGCUGUUGUCCGAGUCUCCGUCGUGGCCGCCCCUCAACCAAUCACUUCCCUCCGCACAGUACACAGUGAUAGGACUGAGCUAGCGCUGAGCGUCUUUUUCAUUUCCUAUAUAUCUUAUUUUUGGGGACACAGAGGGGUUUUAACUUUGGUUUUGUUUGGUUGGUCAAUGAAAUUGAAGUUGUUGAUAGGCACUAUUCUAUAAAUACUAUUUAUGUAAAUAAAAUACUUUUUUAUACUUCUUGUUUAACUAAAUUGUGCUUGGGGGUGGCGCAUUUUGUCUGCGAGUUAUUUCUGAAGUUGUAGAGCAUAUAGCGUCAGGCUGUAAUCAUACAUCAUAGUCGUUAUGUUAAAGGCUGCAAUCAAUGUGUCCAUGGGAAAUUUACGUAGGCUACAUUCUAAGCCAGGUCUGAGAGUACUUGUCAUGCAUCACUGUAUUCAUCUAAGUGUCGGCAUUGUUUAUGUACUGACUUCCAUAUCCUGUGUGUAAUAAGUAGCCCGAUUAUGGUUUCAGUGUAUCUCGGUACCAAUCUAAGGUGACCUCACCUAACCAGUUACUGAUUGGUUGAAAUUGUGCCAAUGUCACUUGCCAUAUUAGCAUAGUGGGUACAGACAUUUCCCUUCAUAGUGUUAAAUUAAACCAAUGAGCAAGCAGGUCGUUGCAUGUCAUGAAAUAUGCAUUCAUGUCAAUGUUUUUAUUUUGAAGGCCUGAAAGAUAAUUUGUAAUGAAGGUGAAAUUCCUUGUGACGACAUGGACCAACAUAAAAAUAACACUCGCGU